Hibiscus syriacus is the source of this 1975-nucleotide messenger RNA. RefSeq lists its product as uncharacterized. The transcript has 5 exons. Lineage: Eukaryota; Viridiplantae; Streptophyta; Magnoliopsida; Malvales; Malvaceae. The record is from RefSeq and is a predicted model, not a curated record. Bases 157 to 1761 code for a protein of 534 amino acids.
AACUGAAACCCAUCCCCUCUAAAACCCUAAAUUGAGACGACUUCCCUAACUCGAACCAGAGCAUUCAGGAGAAUUAGGGUUUAGCUCCUUCAACCUCUCUUUAGAUCGUCGUAACCUCUAAAUUUCACAAAUUUUAGUUAUUUUUAGCCGACUUCCAUGGCUUUAUCUCUGACAGCUUCUACGGAUUCCCAAAACCCCAGCUUUCUGAUGGGUCAAAACUACCAACUCUCUCUAAAACAAUCCAUGGAAGACCUUUUAGCUGAAACCCAAAAAGAAACUCCGAAUUUCUCUGGCUUCAUCGAAAAAUUCUACGGUUUAAUGCAAGCAAAGGUUGACCCACCUCUGGAAUCAAUUUGGGUUUACUCUGCUUUGUCGUUUCGAAGCCAUAGUUUCUCAAAGGAAGAUCAUUUGUGUCGAUUAUCAAUCAUAAAUGAUCUCUUUCAGUUAGUUUCUUCGUGUUCAAGUCCUUGUAAUUCUUCCAAAAGCAUAGCGUUGCUUGCACCCAUUGUUUUUGAGGUUUAUAAAUUAGUUGUGGAAGUACUAGGCAAGGACUCUGGUUCAAAGGGAGAGAAGAAGGUGAAUAAAAAGAUUAAGUCUGUAGUUGAAGUGAUCAUUGGUUAUAUAAGCAUGUGUUGCUGUAAGGGUUUCAGUGAGGAGAGUGAAGGUAUUGAUGUGGAUUUGGCAGUCCCUGUUGAGGAUUUGGCUUCAAUUUGGAUAGAUAGAAAUGCAAAUUUACAAUCUUUUUUGCCACUGGUCAGUCAUGAGGUUUGUGGAUUGAUUAGUGAAAGAGGGUUCGAUUUGAAUUACUUUGCUGGUGUGGUUAUGGUGGAGUCAUUUUUGUUGAAACUUUGCUUGGAUAUAAGGAUUGGGGACGAAGGCAUGGUGGUGUUGGAGAAUGAGCUGAGAAGUUGGGCUGUUGCUUCAAUUUCCAGCUUUCACAACUCUUAUUUCUUCGAAAUGCUUAUGAGGAUCUUACUGCAGCCGGCUUUGCCAGUGACUGCCUUGCUGGGACCUGAAGAAGUAAUUCUGCUGAGAAAUAUUCUAUUCGAUGUUAUUAUUUUGGUGGAGAACUCUUUCCUCAAGCCCGAGACAGUUCCCCUACCAACUGAGCAUGUAAAAAGUAUCGCGAUUACAAGAUUGGUUGUCACACUUGAGGCCAUUGAGUUAUUCAGAAAAAACAGGGAUAAAAAAAGAGCUACUCGCUAUAUGAGUGCUUUCACGAAUUCCGAUUUACCUUCUCAAAUAACCAAAUGGAUCUCGAGCCUGAACGGCAUGUUUGAAAAAGCAGGAGGAAUAAGUGGAUCCUCACCCAAAGCUCUUAUAAAGUCGUUACUGAAGCUUGAGAAACAAGGGAUAAAGCUAUUCAAUGAUAGCGUGUUGAAAUACCACGCAAAAUCACUCGUCGAUGAUUCCAUGGAAGUCGAUGAGCAAUUGGUAUCAAAGAAACUCAAGGAUGAUGAGCCUUCAUUUUACAUUGAUGACAAAGGAGAAGAGGAAGUAAAUGAAAUGAAAAAUGAAUCCAUGACAGCAGUAUAUGUGGCCGCUGCCCGUUCGAUGAGACCGAUUGAUAAGUCGAGGGAUAAAAGGAAAGGAAGUGGGGGUGAAGAGAAAGAGAAGAUUAAGUAUUUUAAGUAUGCCCUUCCAAGCAAAUCUAAAGCAAGGAAAGAGGCCUCUGUUCCAGGCUCGGGUUCGGACUCAGACUCGGGUGCCUCAAAGGAUGAUUUGAGCAGUGACAGUGAAGUUGAGAACCCUGUCAAGUAGGAUGAUUGGCAUAUGCCGAUGUCCAGACGACAACAACGAAAGAAAGAAGACGAACCAUUUGAUUUUAAGUUGGUUCAGAUAUUUUGAUUAUCGCUACCGGUUGAUAACAUAUUAAGCUGCCUUUGAAGUAUCUGUACUUCAUUUGUAUCAAUAUUUUGACGUUAAUAUCGAUACUUUUAAUCAUGUAUCGAAACUCUGAGACAUGUAUUGAUAC